Drosophila takahashii is the source of this 790-nucleotide messenger RNA. RefSeq lists its product as uncharacterized. NCBI's taxonomy places the organism in Eukaryota, Metazoa, Arthropoda, Insecta, Diptera, Drosophilidae. The record is from RefSeq and is a predicted model, not a curated record.
CAUUCGACUAAAAAUAUACACUUUCUAAAAAUUAAUUUACCUUACAAUUUUCACACAUUGCAGGGCUGGGCACUAUGAUCGAAAUACGGUCAUACCACAACAGCUGUUUUUCGCAAUUUGAAGAUUUGUUUAUUAUCUUGCAAUUGGAUUUUUGUGAAUCACUUGUAAUUCACUGCCAAAACGAUCAGCGUGCCUUGCCAGUUUCGUCAGACCAGGAAACUUAACCAUGGAACAGGAAAGCUGCAGGAAUAUCAGACGGGAAAAGAACCCAUGGCAGGACGACGGAUCCUCCAUCGCGGUCUUCUACGAAUUCGUCUCCAAGAACGUGUCCAUGCCCUCUGACCUGGGUGAACUGAUCGCAUACGUGUUGCUUCUGGUCAUUACGUGGUACACACUCCUCUUCGCCCUCCGGUUCCUACUCUCUCUGGUGAAACCCGUCCUGGUUGUGCUGGUGGCACUGUUCCUCUUCCGAUUCGUGCGAUCCUUCGAGCUUGAGGACCUCAUCGAUUUUGUCUUCACAAUUUUGGGUCUGGUCCUUAAUCUGGUGGGAUCCAUCGUUGCCAAAUUCAUGGAGUUCAUCUUGAGGAUUUUUAAUUAAAACACGUAGGUUGUCAGAAAUCCAUAUUCCAUUGUUAUGCGCGCUGUAAAUGACAUAAACUUCAUAUAUACAUAUGUAAAAUGCAUGUGCACAUUUGUUAUUAUUUUUACAAACAUAAUUUUGUACGCAAUUAAAAAUUAUAAGUCUAUGUAUAAGUAUUAUUACUAAAUAAAUGGAAGUAUUCAAAAGGCA